CAUUAGCUAAAAGCGAUAUAAAUAGCAUGUAAUAUAUGAGCAGAAAAACUUGUAAAGCUAUCACACAAUGAAAACAUUUAAAUGGAAAAUAAUUUUAUUUUUUAUAAGCAUUUUGAUUUUGUAUUUGAUAUUUAUACAUGAUAUGUCAUUAAAAAAUAACUAUAUAUUUCCAAGUUAUUACCGUAGCUUUGUACAAGGUUUCAAAAAUAAAUUUUAUUCAGAUCAGAAUAUCAAAGUACCAGGUGUACUAAAUCAAAGCCGAAAAUUUCUUAUACUGACAUAUACAAACUUUUCUAAUGUUUGGCGGCUGCCAUUCAAGGCUUCAUCUGUGUGCAGUUUUGACACCUCUAACUUUAAAAUAACAGAUAAUAAGAAACAACUUCACCGUAGUGAUGUGGUCAUAUUCAAUUCGCGUGACAUGCCACCUAUGCAGGAGUUGGAACGCAUUAAUAAUAUGAGAAGGAACAGCCAACUGUGGAUUUAUUUUACAAUGGAAUCUAUACACAAUAAUCCAGAUGUUACUGAUAUAGACAAGUAUUUUAAUGCUACCGCAACAUUUGGAGUAGAUACCGAUAUACCUUUCCCAUAUAGAUAUCAUAAGAAGCUUUCAAAAGUUAAAAACAUUAACAAAGAUUACUUUUUAAACAAAACAAGAAUGGUUGCAUGGGUUGUGAGUAAUUGUAAAAUUAAUGCAAGAAACAAACUUGCAUUGAAGUUAAUAUCGUAUGGUGUCGAUAUAGAAGUUUCAGGAAAGUGCGCAAAAAAAUUUCCAAAGCGUUUUUUUUCAAAGUGCCAAGGAAGACCGUGCUAUGCAGAUUUACGCGAUUUUAAAUUUUAUUUUGCUGCAGAAAAUUCUUUAUGUGACGGUUACAUCACAGAAAAGUAUUGGCGUACUGGUCUCAAUUUCGAUUUAAUCCCUAUAGUUCUAGGAGGGUCUAACUAUUCUGAUCCAAGAUUAGCAAUUCCAGGUUCUUACAUUGAUGCUAUGAGUUUUGAUUCUCCGAAAACCUUAGCUGAUUAUAUUUUAAACGUAAGUUCAAAUUCUACAAAAUACAACUCUUUCUUUGAGUGGAAAAAACAUUGGAAGUUAGGCGGUUAUAGUUAUUUUUGCACGCUUUGCAGUAAACUAGAAAAUGGUAUAAGUUUUCGAACAAAUCCUUUAUUAAAGACAAUGAAUAGAAGCAAAUGUUCUCGCCCUCAAAAAAAGUUUAAUAUUUGGAUUAAAAAAAGCUAAUUUAGGAAACGAGAUGUUGCUGUUAAGUAAAAUUCCAAUAAAGAUAUAAAAACUUUAUGUUUUAUAAUUUGUAAAGUAACCAAUGUGUACCGGUUAGAGAUCUGAACAUUGUAAAAAAGUCGUGAACUCCCUGGUUAAAGGCUGUUCCGUGGUGCUCUUUGAUAAGACUCUAUCUUGGAGCACCUAAAAUAUUUUGGAGCACAUAAAAUAUUUUGGAGCACUUAAAAUAUCUUGGAGCACUUAAAAUAUCUUAAAACACUUAAUAUAUCUUUAAGAAAAAAAGUUUCAUAGUUUACA
Molecule: messenger RNA, 1531 nt
Organism: Hydra vulgaris (swiftwater hydra)
Lineage: Eukaryota; Metazoa; Cnidaria; Hydrozoa; Anthoathecata; Hydridae
Product: 3-galactosyl-N-acetylglucosaminide 4-alpha-L-fucosyltransferase FUT3
Cellular component (GO): membrane
Molecular function (GO): fucosyltransferase activity
Source: RefSeq, a predicted model, not a curated record